UUGAAAUCAGUGUUGCUUCAUGAAGUGCAGUUUCCAGUUCCGUCGGAGGGGGCGCUGUGACGGCAUGAGCCUAUAAUCCUUGCCAGUGAAGAAGAAGAAGCAGGCGCCAUAAUAAAGAGCCUAGCUUAGAGCAGCUGCGUCGGAUUCUCUGCGUCAUUUCUCUCGAUACAACAAACGCAGACGUCACUUUCUAUUUGAAAUACUUUAUAAUAAAACCUCGCGGAGGAGAAGCCACGUGUCGUGUCGUGUGUGUGACGCAGACAUCAGCUGUUUUUGUUGUUGUUGUCGCUGCGACACGCGGACGCCUUAGCUGCACCGUUAGCUUGUUUACACUCCGGUCCCCGGUCCCCGUUCUCCGUUUGAUGUCACUGGGCUCCGGCACCGCGUGCAGACAUGGAGAGUUUGUACAAGCGGAAGAUGUUCGCGUCGAUGCGGAAGACCAAGGUGGACGCGUCGAAGAAGCGGGAGAUCGGCCUGCCCGCCUCCAUCCUGGACGACAGUGACGAAGGCUCCUUCUCCUCCUCCUCGUCGUCCGCCGCCGCCUCCUCCGGCUCCGGCUCCGACUCCGGCUCCGAGUCCGACUUCCACAGCUCCGCGGAGGAGGAGAGCGAGCAGGACCGCAAGAAGAAGAGGAAGAAGCGGGAGCGGAGCGAGUCCGGGGCGACGUCCAGCGACGACAGCCGCUCCGUGGCCCGCAGGAAGCGCUCGUUCCUGGGGAAGGGCGACGACGACGACAGCUCCUCGUCGUCCUCCAGCUCCGGGGAGGACGAGAAGAGGAAGAGGAAGAAGGGGGACCGGAGCCAGCCGAAGAAGAUGGUGCAGCCCAAGAAGCGGAGCCGGCUGCAGCGGCGCGACGAGUCGGACUCGGACCGCGCGGAGGAGAAGCAGCGCGAGGAGGCGGAGAAGGCGAAGAAGAGGCAGCGGCACGACAAGCUGCUGGCGCUGUCCCGCAGGAUGAAGGCCCGGGGGGCGAGCCGGAGGAGGAGCCGCGUGAAGCAGGGCGAGAGCGACGACGACGAGUCUAAAGAAGAAGAAGAAGGCGACAAUGAUGAAGAACAUGGGAACGGAGGAGAAAAGAGCAGCAAGAAGGAUGUGACAGGAGGGAGAAGGAAAGAGGAAGAGGAGGAAGAAGAGGAGGACGAGGAGGAUGAUGAGGAGGAGGAGGAGGAGGAGGAGGAGGAAAAGAAGUAGAUCCACACAGCCAUGGAGGAAGGAGGAGUUUGAAUGUAAACGAGAACUUUGAAAACGAGUCGUAAUCGUACUUUUUUCUCUCCAAGUGGAUAAAAACAAAAGCACUCAGAUUUUAUGGUCAUAUAUUGUUCCUAUAGCAACAGACUGAAAGGAAUCGGCAUCUGUGAGCAAUGUCCGUCCCUGAAGGGAAGAGGAGAUGAGGAGAUGGAUGAUGAAGUUGUUUCCAUGGCUACGAAAAAAAAGAGAAACUUAAAAAACAAAAAGUCUCAGAGUGCAUUGCUGUAAGAAACCUUGCGUCUUGUUUCCUGACUGCAGCCGCAGAGCGUUUUAAAUGACUUCACAGGUAAACAGACGGUGGUCGGCCGCUGAGGAUUGUGGGUACUGUAGUAUCCCGAGACAAUUCAACAUACUCAUCCAGAUUCUUCUUCGUUGCACUUCCAUUCUUCUUUGUUUGUCAUUUAUUUUGAAACGAGAUUUAAAUGGGACUCGCUUCCUGCGGAGCAGAUGUUUUAUUUUUUUAAAUGUGUCGGUGGAGGAUUUAGAACUGAAUGAAGUCAAACAAAUGCUUUGUACGUCUUCUUGUACAGUUGCUUUUUAUUCGUCACGUUUAAAAAAAAAAAUUCUUUGAGUACCAUCCCCAACGUUUGUGUCGUAUAUGAAAGUAAAAGUGAACUUGUUUUGGUUUUGAACUGUUGAAAUUUACAGAUGUCACCUUGGACACUGACACAUUUUUUCCUCCACGAUUUUGCUAACAUUUUGAAAGUGUAAAAGAUGAAUCCCAAAAAGAAUUGACAGUUUAAAAACACAUUUUUCAACGUGUUCACUUUCUGUCCAGAAUGAGCUGAAACUCGUCUGGAGUGUUUUUAUUUGACCUGAACACAGAUGAUCUUCGGAAACAAGAAAAUGUAUGUGGUCGAAAGCUCAAAGAACAUUUACAUAGAUGAAAGAAACGAUGAUAUGAAAGAUGAUGUUUUUACAGGAGUUUGUGAUGUUCAUCUUCAUCACUGAGCUGAAUAUGAGAUGGACUAAAACUAUCACUAAGUUUCAGACUGUAAAAUAAACUAAAUGAGUAAUUUCUUCUUCUUUAAACUUUAAACAAGUCAGAUCAGAGAUUCUGGAUAAAAUGCAGAAAACUCAAAAAAAGUUUACUUUUUGCACAUGAUUCAUUUGGUCAAACUUUUUUGUAAAUGCUAUCACACAACUGUGACAGGAGACAUAUAUAAUUAAUUGCGAGGUGACAUAAAACUUCUUAUUGUUAUUGUUCUAUUUAUUUCCUCCUUUCUAAAGUCUUACAGUGAUGCAUUCAUGUGCUAAUGUAAAAAAAUUGGACAAAUGACGUCCUUAAUCAGAAGCUUGGUCAUUUUGGUUUUGUUUUUAUAUAUUCCCUCUUCCUCUCUCCUCUUUUCCUUUCUCUUCCCUUUCCUACCUCCCAUCCUCUCCCAUUGUAAUGUGUUAAAGGGCAAUUACACCAAAUGUAUAGACGUCCACGGACGAGCUGCGGAGUGUUCAGGAGCCACGUGGCCUUUCUGUGUCUCACUCAGCCACUGGACUCAAGACUGUAUAAUGUUGUACAGUGUCGUGAUGAUGAUGAUACACAAACAUAAGGUACAUAUCAGUGCGGCUGUGUAUUCAGCUGUGUUUCUGCUCUUCAGACCAACUCUGCCCUGUUGAAAACACCUUUUAUCAAUAAAGUUUCCUUUUUUUUGAAAGGUUA
This is a messenger RNA of Scophthalmus maximus (turbot), 2905 nucleotides long. RefSeq names its product coiled-coil domain containing 82 (gene ccdc82). The transcript has 2 exons. NCBI's taxonomy places the organism in Eukaryota, Metazoa, Chordata, Actinopteri, Pleuronectiformes, Scophthalmidae. The coding region runs from base 394 to 1191 and encodes 265 amino acids. The record is from RefSeq and is a predicted model, not a curated record.